Molecule: messenger RNA, 940 nt
Organism: Vanessa atalanta (red admiral)
Lineage: Eukaryota; Metazoa; Arthropoda; Insecta; Lepidoptera; Nymphalidae
Product: titin-like
Exons: 2
Coding region: 122-490 (122 amino acids)
Source: RefSeq, a predicted model, not a curated record
UCGUUAAGAAUUUUAAAAUAUACAUUAAACAUUUUCGUUUUCUGAAUGAUCAUGAGUUAUAUUUAUUUAUAAAAAAGAUUAGUUUUUUAAAGUGGUUUCUAAUAAUUUUAGUUAAUUUAUAAUGGCGCCAAGAGAAACACCUAAAGCCACACCAAAAGUGCAACGUACAAUUAUAAAAUCAACAAAGCCGAAAGCGUCCCCAGUGGCGACUAUAAGAAAAGCAAUAACAUCUAAGAAAACCCCAGAGAAAAGUCUUAAACUUAACAACGCAACUCUUCAGUCUAGAACUCGUACAAGUACAGUUCCUAAGAUGUCAACCCCUAAGCCAAAAGAACACAAACCAGCACAGAUACCCAGUAGUGCGUCCAAAAGUGCGAAAAAGGCAACAUGGAAACGAAGACCUAAACCAGCACAUUCAGGAGUACCAGUUCCUGAAAAAAUGAGAAAAUUGCUUGAAAAACAGUUACAGGAUUCUGAUUGUAGUUUAUAAAUUUACUUAAAACAAAUGAAAUAACAUUAUAUGUUAUAUAAACAGCCUGUAAUAAGAAAUAUUUUAUUUUCAUACAUUUAGAUUAAGAGACAGGCCAAUUUUGACUAUUGCUUCAUAUUAAAGCACCUUUCUUACAUUUUCUUGACAAGUGCUAUGAAAACAUUAUAUAAAAAAAUAAAACCAUGUAACAUCUUGCAACUCGCAAGAAUUAUAUCACCCUACAUUUUUAAAUUGACAGUUUUUGUUUCUUUUUUAUGUGCUAAGGUUUCAGCCAAUAUAAUUUUGUUUUAACAAUAAUUAUUAUUUGACACUAGAAAUUGUAUUUUUUUAAUAAUUUAAGUUUAUAAUACUUUGUAAUAUGACUUGAUUGUAAAUGGGACUAUACUACCUUGCCUCUGAAUUAAGUAUGUUGUGCCAUUUUAUUUAAUUUUAAUAAAAACUAUAAAUUAC